Messenger RNA from Prorocentrum cordatum, 810 nucleotides. The record is from the annotation of a GenBank genome assembly. NCBI's taxonomy places the organism in Eukaryota, Dinophyceae, Prorocentrales, Prorocentraceae.
AUGUACCGUUUCAUGAACGUCAGUGGCCAGGGCCAGACUGAAAGGUCAGAGAAUUACCACAGGUUCCAGGGACAGACCAUCGUGGUGGACCUCGCGGAUGUCAACGGCGAGACCGAGGAUUUCCCCGGCCGCCACUGGCUCGAGGGCAUCACGAGGGACAACAAGCCCGUCGGGUGGGACCUGGAGUGGCAGCCAGACCGGACGAAGGAGACGGACAACCCCAUAGCGCUGAUGCAGUUCGCUGAUGACAAAGUCGCACUGCUGCUGCGCACCCAUAGGACUAGGAAUUGGCUCCCCGUGUCGGUUAUGCGGACCCUGUUGAGCGAGAGUUGCAAGAAGGUGCAAGUCGGAUGGGACGGCCCCGACCGACAGAAGAUGCAGAGUACCUUCAACUUUCUGCCUCUGGGCAUCCUCGACAUGUCGGAGCUCGCGAAGGUGAAGGGCGUCGCGGCGCAAGGCUUGAAGUCCCUGUCAGAACAUUUCGGCAUGAAGAUGAAGAAGGAUUCCAGAAUUGCGCGGUCCAACUGGGCGGACAAGGAGCUUACCGAACAGCAGAGAUGCAUACGCGGCCGAGGACGCGUACUUCUCCUUCGUGGUGUACCAGAAGCUGAGCGUCCUGCCAGACGCCCCGCUCGACAGAGACCCGGACCUGUUCAAGAAGGUCGUCAACCAAGGCGUGCUGGAGCUGCAGCCCGGCUGGGAGGAGCAAGGCGCCGGGAGCCCACAACAACACCGACGUCCUCGCGCCGCGGAGGAAGCACGACGUCGGACGCCUGGGGAGGUGGGUGUGCCCGGCUCCGCACUCCCUGA